Molecule: messenger RNA, 2166 nt
Organism: Drosophila albomicans
Lineage: Eukaryota; Metazoa; Arthropoda; Insecta; Diptera; Drosophilidae
Gene: Oli
Product: class E basic helix-loop-helix protein 22
Exons: 4
Coding region: 275-982 (235 amino acids)
Molecular function (GO): protein dimerization activity
Source: RefSeq, a predicted model, not a curated record
CAACGACAACAGUGGCAGUGGCAGCAUCAGCAUUGGCAGAGGCUGUGGCAGCAGCAUUAAAAUCGGAAAAUCGUUAUACGUUGAGUACACCACAAAAUCGCGGUCGCAACGCCGUUGUUCUCUGUGUUGUGUUGUGUUUUUUGUGUUGUUUUUGGGCCUUGUCCUGCCAACUGAAUCUCACACUCGCGCAACGAACUCGAAUCUUGCCACAGCAGCAACGGCAGCGGCAACAACAGCCGCAUUUUAAUUUUUGUGACUUUCUUUUGGUCUCAAAAUGGAUCCAUCGAAUUUGGCUUUCGGAUUUCCAGGGUUGCCAGGCCAUGGCCACAUGCCCAUUCCGCCCACAGCCAAUAUGCUGGGCACCCACGGACAUCCAGCGCCCACAGCAAGUCCGCCGCAAAGCGUCCCGGGGAGACGCACACCUCUGGGUUCGGUGGGACUGGGAGGCUUCUAUGCCCAGGGACUGGGGAUGAGCAGUCAACCGCCGACGGAUGAGAACAAGCCGGGACCAAGUGCACCCGAGAAGCCUUUAAGCCCGACGGCAGCAGCGAUUGCGGCAAUUAGCGGUGGCACCACCACCGCAGCCAUGGCCAGUGUGUCAAGCGGUGGCCCAGGAGGAAGCGGAGCUAAUGGGGGCAAGCAAAAGAACCGACAAGGAAAGACGGUGCGACUGAACAUUAAUGCCCGGGAGCGUAGAAGAAUGCACGAUUUAAACGAUGCGCUGGAUGAGUUGCGCAGUGUGAUUCCUUAUGCGCAUUCUCCCUCGGUGCGUAAACUGUCGAAGAUUGCCACCUUGCUGCUGGCCAAAAACUACAUACUAAUGCAGCAGAAUGCCCUCGAGGAACUGCGCAGACUCCUUGCUUAUAUACAAAGCACCACGGGAGCUGCUCCUUUGGAUUUGGGGGCUUUCCCCGCUGCCGCCAAGUUGCAGGCCUUGCUGCAAGGACCUCACAACGAUCCGCCCACCAGCAGCAACAGCUAAAUAAGCGAAUUGUCCCCCUUUGGGAUAUGAUAAGCAAUUGAGUGAAGCAAUACGCACAUAAUGUUUAAGAAGUCAAUUUGAAGAGCUAAAGUAUUUGUGUACUAGUCAUGAUUGAGGUUGAGAAUCUGUUAAGUGAUAUUUAGUUCUUUUAUAAGCAUUUCUUUUGCGCAUUUCCCAUAAUGUCUGCAUACUUAGUUCUAAGUCGAAUAUAAUCAGUACGAGUAAUAAAACGAACAAAACUAAUUUGAAAUUUUGUGACUUUUAUUAUCUGUGUAUUGCGAUAACAAUUUCAGCAAAGUUCAAAAUAUUGUGCCCCGAAAAUGACGCAGAAUAAGCAAAGUAUUUAAAAAGGAAAAUGAAAGGGAAUAUAUAAAAUACAAAUUUAAAAUCCAAUUCAGAAUAAAUCAAAAAGAAUGCGCCGCAUUUUUCUAGUUUUUCUACACUUUUGACAUCCCAUGCACAAUCAAAUGAGAACUUUUAUUUUAAGGUCAGGGAAAAGUUGCGAUCGAGAAUCUGUGUUAAUGUUUUCACUAUGUGCAAUUUGGGGCACGCUUUCAGAUUAAACUACGGCGUAGUAUUGACAGAAAAUCGUAAUUGAACAUAAUUAUUAUAUACGUAUAUUGAAUAUUAAAAUUAGAUUUUUUUGCUACGCUAUCAGUUUAAUACUUAUAUUAUGCAAAAUGUUUAGAUUGCUUUAAAGAAAAGAAGAAGAAAGUCAAGUUCAAAUGAACAUAAUAGUAUUCAAAAACUAUGAUUAUGAAUUACUAAUCAUGCGUUCCUCAAGGCGAAAAAAGACAUAGUAAUCUAUAGAAAUUCAAGAGUAAGGUUUCAUCAGUUUCAUGACGUGGUUGCUUUUUAAUGAUAAGAGACUAGAAAUUUGGGAAAUUUUACAGUUUCGAAACUUCAUCAUAAAUCUUGCCACAUGCGUCUAAGAAUUCUACAGGGUAUCACAGAAGGUCAAGGAAAUAAUCAAUUCCAAAAUGUUGCCUCAUGUUGAUGGUGAUUAAGAAUUUAGGACAAAUUUGAGAAUAAGUUCACGACGUAGUGCAUGAUUUGUAGAAUUGAGUUGUACUGUGAGAAAUGAUCACGAAUAAAAGAAUGAAUAGUGAAUUUGAUGAGAAAUGAUCAGGAAUUGUGGAAUGAAUAUUGAAUUUGAUAAUGACAGAAUCAAGUUGUUGUUAAGA